Pochonia chlamydosporia 170 is the source of this 357-nucleotide messenger RNA. RefSeq lists its product as hypothetical. NCBI's taxonomy places the organism in Eukaryota, Fungi, Ascomycota, Sordariomycetes, Hypocreales, Clavicipitaceae. The transcript has a single exon. Bases 1 to 357 code for a protein of 118 amino acids. The record is from RefSeq and is a predicted model, not a curated record.
AUGAAGAAGACCGGGGCUGGAGCUGGAGCUGGAGCUGGACUUGGAUGGUACGGGAACUGGGGGGUUGGCUUGGUCAAAAGUGAAGAUCCAAUCAUACCAUCACCAAAGGGCCGUCGGCUCAGGAUCUUCAACUUUUUUUGUUAUCGCCAAGGGGAGCACCAAUGCGAGAGACCCGAAGUGCGCUUCAGCCAUCUCAUUCAACUGUUCAAAGGGACUGCCCUAACAGUAUCAUACGCACGAGAGCUGAAUAUAUAUAUAUAUGUAUACUAUAUUCAUUUUGUGAGACGCGGUUCAACGGUUUCGACUAGUUUGGCCCACUGGCAUGGCCAAGUCGAGGAGAAAGACCCCAUUCCAUGA